AUGGCGGCCUUUGUUGCAGAAGCUGAUAAGCUUACCUAUAUUCCAGGUGUCCCAUUUCCCGAGUAUUAUGAGGCGCUUCUGAACUGGAAGACUCCCGUGGUGAUCGGAGCAGUGUAUGCCACCACAGUGCACAUGUUGAAUCCUUCCGCUACCACUGCCAAGUUAUCGCGGGUCGAGGCCAAGAACCGUGGCGAGCACAACAAGGCGACUAAAUCUAACAACAAGCUGAUGACUCUGUUUGUCUUCCUUCACAACACGGCUCUCGCUCUGUAUUCCGGUAUCACGUUCUAUAACAUGGUCAUCAGUAUGCACAAACUGUUCAACCGUGGCAAUUCCAUUCACGAUGCUUAUUGUGAUAAGGAUGGAUUUUUGUGGAACGAUUCGCUGGGUUAUUGGGGUUAUCUCUUUUAUCUUUCAAAGUUCUACGAAGUCAUUGAUACUGCCAUCAUUCUUCUCAAGGGUCGCCGUUCUUCCUUGUUGCAAACCUAUCAUCAUGCCGGCGCCAUGAUCACCAUGUGGGCCGGUAUCCGUUUCCGAUCUCCUCCCAUCUGGAUCUUUGUUGUUUUCAACUCGUUGAUCCACUCCAUUAUGUACACCUACUAUGCCAUGACCUCCAUCGGUCUUCAUCCCCCGGGAAAGCGUUAUUUGACUUCCAUGCAAAUUAGCCAGUUCCUUGUCGGCAUGUCUUGCGCCCUCAGCUACCUGUUCCUGCCCAACUGUCUUGCCACCCCCGGUCAAAAAUUUGCCGUCAUUCUCAACGUCUUGUACUUGCUUCCUUUGACCUAUCUUUUCGUUGAUUUUGCCCGCAAGACUUACGGCAAACGUGUGGCUGCCGCGGCCGCUUCGGUUGCCAAGAAAGCCCAGUAA
This is a messenger RNA of Radiomyces spectabilis, 867 nucleotides long. Its product is annotated as ELO family. The transcript is spliced from 2 exons. Gene Ontology annotation, biological process: sphingolipid biosynthetic process; fatty acid elongation, monounsaturated fatty acid; fatty acid elongation, polyunsaturated fatty acid. Gene Ontology annotation, molecular function: fatty acid elongase activity. The record is from RefSeq and is a predicted model, not a curated record. NCBI's taxonomy places the organism in Eukaryota, Fungi, Mucoromycota, Mucoromycetes, Mucorales, Radiomycetaceae. The coding region runs from base 1 to 867 and encodes 288 amino acids. Gene Ontology annotation, cellular component: endoplasmic reticulum membrane.